This is a messenger RNA of Trichoderma reesei QM6a, 408 nucleotides long. RefSeq lists its product as uncharacterized. The record is from RefSeq and is a predicted model, not a curated record. The coding region runs from base 1 to 408 and encodes 135 amino acids. The transcript has a single exon. Gene Ontology annotation, cellular component: mitochondrion. Lineage: Eukaryota; Fungi; Ascomycota; Sordariomycetes; Hypocreales; Hypocreaceae.
AUGGUCCUCCGCGAAGACGCCGCCCGCACGACGUACACGCAAAAGGUCGACUUCGCCAAGCUGCGCUCCGAGCUGACGGCGGCCGACAGCACCGAGUCCAACACGACGCGCAUCGCGCACGAGCGCCUGACCAACGACAUUGCCAAGCUGAGCAGCCGGCUGCGCGACGAGAUCGGCCGCACCCAGGCCAGCGUGCGGCUGGACCUCAACCUGGAAAAGGGCCGCAUCCGCGAGGAGGCCGUCACCCAGGAGCUCAAGAUCAAGGAGACGGAGACCAAGAUUGAGCAGGAGGUGGCGGCGCUGCGGGAGAAGCUGGAGCAGGUCAAGUUCCAGACGCUGCAGUGGCUGAUGGGCGUGUGCACUGGUUUCGCGGCGCUGCUGCUCGGUGCUUGGAGACUGCUCAUGUGA